AUGACUACAAAAAAGAUAACAUGGAAAUCCAUGAUCUUGAUCUUAAAUUGUUACAAGAGUAAAUACCCUUUGGAGGAAUCAAAGAAACAAGUUUUGAAACAAGGUUCUUUUCAAAGACUAUGUUUAUCAGAUAUAAGCAAUUCAAGUUCAACUCAAGCUAUUGAAGAUAUUUCAGUUUCUUUUGCUGGCUCUAAGCUUCAUGCAUUCACACUUGAGGAGCUUAAAGAAGCAACACAUGGUUUUUCAUGGAGUAAUAUGUUGGGUGAAGGCGGUUUCGGUCCGGUUUAUAAAGGUUUUGUUGAUGAUAAGGUUAGACAAGGCUUAAAGGCUCAAACUGUUGCGGUUAAAUGCUUGGAUUUGGAUGGUUUGCAGGGUCAUAGAGAGUGGCUGGCAGAGAUUAUAUUUCUCGGACAGCUAAGGCAUCACCAUCUUGUGAAGUUAAUUGGAUAUUGUUGCGAAGAUGAACAUAGGCUUUUGGUGUAUGAGUACAUGCCAAGAGGUAGCUUGGAGAGUCAACUAUUCAGAAGAUAUGCUGCUGCUAUGCCAUGGUCAACAAGGAUGAAAAUUGCAUUAGGUGCUGCUAAGGGUUUGGCUUUUCUUCAUGAAGCAGAUAAGCCUGUAAUAUAUAGAGAUUUCAAAGCUUCAAAUAUCUUACUAGACUCUGAUUAUACGGCUAAACUCUCGGAUUUUGGACUAGCUAAGGAUGGUCCGGAAGGGGGAGAAACACAUGUCACAACGCGCGUAAUGGGAACUCAUGGUUAUGCUGCUCCUGAGUACAUCAUGACAGGUCAUCUUACAACAAAGAGUGACGUGUAUAGCUACGGAGUGGUUCUAUUGGAAUUGCUUACCGGAAGAAGGGUAGUGGACAAGUCCUUAGAAUCAAAAAGAGGCAAGAGCUUGGUAGAAUGGGCAAGACCUAUGUUGAGAGAUCCAAAGAAACUUGACAGAAUCAUAGACCGUAGACUCGAAGGACAGUUUCCUAUGAAAGGAGCUUUGAAAGUUGCUAUGUUGGCUUUUAAAUGUUUGAGUCAUCACCCAAAUCCAAGACCUUGUAUGAGUGAUGUUGUUAAGAUUUUGGAAACACUUCAAGAUUUUGAUGAUGUUUUUGUAGGUCCAUUUGUUUAUGUUGCUGUAAGUGAAAAUGGUGACAAAGAUCAAAUAUAG
Messenger RNA from Lathyrus sativus (Indian pea), 1164 nucleotides. Lineage: Eukaryota; Viridiplantae; Streptophyta; Magnoliopsida; Fabales; Fabaceae. The record is from the annotation of a GenBank genome assembly.